Molecule: messenger RNA, 2346 nt
Organism: Symbiodinium pilosum
Lineage: Eukaryota; Dinophyceae; Suessiales; Symbiodiniaceae
Source: the annotation of a GenBank genome assembly
AUGGCGUCCCUGGCACUGCUUGGGCUGUCGAUUUUGCUCGGGUUGAUCGGGGUCUCCGGAGAUGAGCGUUGCGGAGGAUCCCUAUACAUCUUCUGGGAUGAGCAUUGUGGCCAUGAAGAAGGCACCCCUCCCAUGUGGAUUCUCUCUCCGCUAAGGCCAGACCCCACCCGACCGCAGAACCUGCAGGAUGAGGAAGGCUGCUGGGCUUGGGCCACAUGGGCCACGGAGGACGAGGCAAUCGCUGGUGCAGACGAGUGGAUCAGCUGGGACCCUUGCUGCGCAUCUAGGGAAGGUAAGGAGUUCGUGACCAGUGUUGUAAGCUUCGAAAACGAAAGCAUUCGAAUGUCUGGGCUUUGCGAUGUGGAGGGCGGCAGGAAGCUAGCAAAUCGAGUUUACAAACUUGAGGGCACCACGAUCAGCGGUCGGAACUGGUACUCCAGCGAAUGUUCCGACAAGGAGUGCUUCUACGAACUGAAGGUCCCAAAGGAUUUCGAGACUGAGGGGAAUUUUGACGAGCAGGAAGAAGAAGAAGCCCCCAAAAAAAGGCACGACAAGGAAGAUACCACAGACGCGCUGGACGUCACGGCACAUCUGGUGUCAGGCGCGGCCCUUGUGGUGUUUGGCCUGCCUCAAAUCCUGCUUGCCUUCGGGCGCCUUCACCAACGGAAGAGAAUCUUGCCGCUGCAGCCCGGGGAUGAAGAAGUGUUUUCACCUCGCCCAAAUGCAGCUGGAAGCGAUUUGCACCAAUCAGUGCCGCAAAACGCUUGGUGCGUGACGCUGGAAGACCUUUGCCAGUUUCGCCGCCUGGUGAUGCAUGCAGUGUCUACAGGACAGAUCUUGCCGCACGAUCGUGAUAUGUUUGACACUUCUGACUUGACCAUUGGGCCCUCUGUGUACACAGUCAACGACCAGUUCAUCAAACCCGUGACAGCGCGCGCGGGAAACAUGAGCUGGGCACUUCUCAGGAAUCCGGCUGGCGUGAGCUGUGAUGUGUUCGUGACGCAUUGUUGGGCAGAGGGAAUUUAUGAAUUUCUCGACAGGGUGGAACAUUCUUGGCCUCGAGGUGCACGCGCUGCAUAUGUGUGUUUUUUGUCCAACCCGCAAAAUCUUGACAUCUCUGGCCUGAUUGCGAGCCCCCGUGACUCGCCUUUUGCAGUAGCAUUGCAGGCAGCACCUAUCAUGCUGGUUCUUCCGAACCACAGCAUCAGCAUUUACGCAAGGCUUUGGUGCUGCUAUGAAGCCUUCCUUGCAUAUUCCUGGUAUGUCGCAGCUGCUGGGGCGAUGUGCUUGUUGCCAAUCGCCGUCGACAUGGAAGUCGUGAGUCAGCUUAACCCAAUGCUUUCGGUGGCUGCAGGCACUUUCUUUGUUCUGGCAGCUGCGUGCGCACGUUUCGGAAUACAUGGAGCACUGGCGCAGGCAUGCAUUGCAGUCACUGGCAUUUGUCUCAGCAUGGGCCUGCUGGGCGGAUACAUUGCUGAAGUCGGGCUCCAGCGUCACAUGUUCCAUUCCGGGCAGGAUCUAGGCCGAAUCUUGACAUGGUUGUGUGCACUUGUCAUCACCUGCUGCGCAGAGUUCGAUCGUAUCAUGGCAUCAGAUGCUGCCCUCCGCAGCAGAUUCCUUCAAAAAGGCUUUUCUGGUCGACUAUUGGAUGCCAGGUGCUCGUCAGACUCCGACCGAGAAAGUAUUCUGGAGGAACUGACGCAAAGUGGCAAGGUGAAGGAGGUGGAACAGGCUGUGCAAUUUCUGCUACAGAUGAACCUUAUGACACCUGAGUUGCAACGAACCACAGCGUUGACAGGAGAGCUUGGAGAUGUUUCGCUCUUCAGCCGAUCAUGGGUUGCUGUGGGUGUCAUGCUUUGGGUCGCGCUCCCCAUACAGACCCUGACAGCUCCCGGGAUUACCCCCCUGCAGCAAGUUCCCGCAGCUGCCAUGCUGGUGCAAGGUAGCCUGUGGCUGGCUUUCUUCCCUCGCCUUAGUGCGGACCGGAAGACUUUUGCAGCAAUCACGCUGAAGUUUUGGGUUGUGCUUGGAGCCUGCAUCCUUGUUGUCUUCGCGUUUGUAGGCUUCGCUGAUAUUGACUGGUACCUCAUUCCGGGCGCCCUGAUUGUAAGCCCGUUGUGCCUGUCCCUCUCCCUUGCCGGGCCGUCCCGUAUCGCUCGAGUCCCCACCUUGGGAAUCCCACUGGUACGGUUUUUCCUCGGUCAAAAGCAUCUUUGCCCUCAACGUCGAAGCCGUGAGGUGUCAAGAAAUUCUUCCGAAGACGUCCAGGACGCGACCGUGACCGUGGACAUCUGUUCGGAGGGGCCUACACCCCGAAAAGCCAGCCCUCCACAGUCAAAGGUUUAG